This is a messenger RNA of Gopherus flavomarginatus (Mexican gopher tortoise), 5505 nucleotides long. It is a transcript of the gene HCN1, whose product is annotated as hyperpolarization activated cyclic nucleotide gated potassium channel 1. The transcript is spliced from 8 exons. Lineage: Eukaryota; Metazoa; Chordata; Testudines; Testudinidae. Gene Ontology annotation, cellular component: membrane. Gene Ontology annotation, biological process: transmembrane transport; potassium ion transport. Gene Ontology annotation, molecular function: voltage-gated potassium channel activity. The record is from RefSeq and is a predicted model, not a curated record. The coding region runs from base 1 to 2538 and encodes 845 amino acids.
AUGGAGGCCGGCAAGCCGAGCUCCUCGCCCGGCAGCCGGGACGAUGGCAGCAGCAGCGCCAACGCCUUGCAGGCGAAGCCGGCGCUGGGCAGCCCGGGCGGCGGGAAGGAGCACGGCAAUUCGGUGUGCUUCAAAGUGGACGGCGGCAGCGGCUGCGAGGAGCCCGGGGUGGGCUCGGAGGAGGCCGAGGGCUCCGGGCGGCAGUAUGGCUUCAUGCAGCGCCAGUUCACCUCCAUGCUGCAGCCCGGGGUCAACAAAUUCUCCCUCCGUAUGUUCGGCAGCCAGAAGGCAGUGGAGAAGGAGCAGGAAAGGGUUAAAACUGCGGGGUUCUGGAUCAUACACCCCUACAGCGACUUCAGGUUUUACUGGGACUUAAUAAUGCUUAUAAUGAUGGUUGGAAAUCUUGUCAUCAUACCAGUUGGAAUCACAUUCUUUACAGAACAAACAACAACACCAUGGAUUAUUUUCAAUGUGGCAUCAGACACUGUUUUUCUGUUGGACUUGAUCAUGAAUUUUAGAACUGGGAUUGUCAAUGAAGACAGCUCUGAAAUAAUAUUGGACCCUAAGAUCAUCAAAAUGAAUUACUUAAAAAGCUGGUUUGUGGUUGACUUCAUCUCAUCAAUACCAGUGGAUUAUAUUUUUCUCAUUGUAGAAAAAGGGAUGGAUUCAGAGGUUUACAAGACAGCUAGAGCACUUCGCAUUGUGAGAUUUACAAAAAUCCUCAGCCUGUUACGUUUAUUACGUCUUUCGAGAUUAAUUCGAUACAUACACCAGUGGGAGGAGAUUUUCCAUAUGACAUAUGAUCUGGCCAGUGCUGUGGUGAGAAUCUUUAAUCUAAUUGGAAUGAUGCUACUUCUUUGCCACUGGGAUGGUUGUCUUCAGUUCUUAGUACCAUUACUUCAGGAUUUCCCACCAGAUUGCUGGGUGUCCCUAAAUGGUAUGGUUAAUGAUUCCUGGGGAAAGCAGUAUUCGUAUGCACUCUUCAAAGCCAUGAGCCACAUGCUUUGUAUUGGUUAUGGAGCCCGGGCCCCUGUCAGCAUGUCCGAUCUCUGGAUUACCAUGUUGAGUAUGAUUGUAGGGGCCACAUGUUAUGCCAUGUUUGUUGGUCAUGCCACAGCCCUAAUUCAGUCUUUGGAUUCCUCACGACGACAAUAUCAAGAGAAGUACAAACAAGUGGAACAAUACAUGUCAUUUCACAAGCUACCUGCUGACAUGCGCCAAAAGAUCCACGAUUACUACGAACACCGUUACCAAGGCAAGAUCUUUGAUGAGGACAAUAUUCUCAAUGAGCUCAAUGAUCCUCUUAGGGAGGAGAUAGUCAAUUUCAACUGUCGCAAGCUGGUUGCCACAAUGCCUCUUUUCGCUAAUGCAGACCCCAAUUUCGUGACAGCCAUGCUGAGCAAGCUUCGCUUUGAGGUGUUCCAACCCGGCGAUUAUAUUAUCCGAGAAGGGGCUGUGGGUAAAAAGAUGUAUUUCAUUCAACACGGGGUCGCUGGUGUCAUCACUAAAUCCAGUAAGGAGAUGAAGCUGACAGAUGGCUCUUACUUUGGAGAGAUUUGCCUUUUGACUAAGGGCCGUCGCACUGCCAGUGUCAGAGCCGAUACAUACUGCCGUCUCUAUUCCCUCUCUGUGGAUAAUUUCAACGAGGUUCUGGAGGAAUACCCCAUGAUGAGAAGGGCUUUUGAAACGGUGGCCAUUGACAGACUAGAUAGAAUAGGAAAGAAGAAUUCACUUCUCCUGCAGAAGUUCCAGAAAGAUCUCAAUACUGGAGUUUUCAACAAUCAGGAGAAUGAAAUCUUGAAGCAGAUAGUAAAACAUGACAGAGAGAUGGUGCAGGCUAUUGCCCCAGUUAGUCUACAGCAAAUGCCAGCACUGAAUUCUAGCUCUUCAACCACUGCAUCUUCAUCGCGAAUCAGGACACAGUCUCCUCCUGUGUAUACUGCAACCAGCCUAUCUCAUGGAAACUUGCAUUCUCCAACACCGAGCGCACAGACGCCCCAGCAAGCUGUCAUUCUCUCUCCUUGCUCUUAUACUACUGCAGUCUGUAGUCCGCCAGUACAGAGCCCUCUGGCAGGUCGAACUUUUCAGUAUGCAUCCCCAACUGCUUCACAGUUGUCACUGUUGCAGCAACAGCAGCAGCAGCAGCAGACACCUAGUUCAUCACAGAAAAAUGAAGUUCACAAGAGUACACAAGCCCUUCAUAACACUAACCUGACAAGAGAAGUGAGGCCUCUCUCUGCCUCACAGCCUUCUUUGCCCCAUGAGAUUUCCACUUUGAUUUCUAGACCUCAUCCAACGGUGGGAGAGUCUCUAGCCUCAAUUCCACAACCUGUCUCUGGUGUCCAAGGUCCAGGUAUGCAGGUUGGGAACAGAGGCACUGUCCCUCAGAGAGUUGCUCUCUUCCGUCAGAUGUCUUCAGGAGCAAUUCCUCCUAACCGAGGGGCCCCGCCAUCAACAGCUGUUCUACAAAGGGAUUCUUCCACAGUCUUAAACACAGACCAAGAAGGAGACAAACUGCGAUUUGCUUCAAACUUAUGAUCCUUUUUAACUGUGAAAAGCAGAGACAUUUUAAUAAACUGAGAACAUCCCAGUAACUAUUUUAGCCUGUUCCCUGAUAGACCCUGGCAGCCUACUAUGAAACAAAAUAUUUUAGACAGCUCUGCCCUUCAUAACGAAUAAAAAGUAUAGAUCCAAAAAGGAAUUUAAAAGACUUGGUUAGAAUUUGUCUUUUUUUCAUUAAAGAAGGCUAAAUUAUUUAUUUUUGAAUGUGUGUUGACUUUAAAAUUAAUCUAGCAUAUUUCUCUACUUCUGAAGGGAUGUCCUAUUUCGGGGUGGGUGGGGGAGGAGAGACAAAAACAAUCCAGUGAUAUACACUUUAUAUGUUAAAUGACAGUAUUAUGUAUUCCAGGAAAUAAACUUAAAAAAAAUCUCUCAAGCUAGCUAGGAAAUAGCACCUAUUGAAUAAUAUCUUUUAACUUUCAUUAAUUGCAUUUCUGUAUAAAAACUGUAAAUCAUUUAUCAUGAAAAAUCAAUAAUAAUCUCCCAUUUUAUUGGUCCAAAUUUUAUUUUAGUGCUUUCCAUUGAGAAUUAGAUUGAAGAAGAAAUAUACUCCAGUUGUCUGCAGUGGAAGAACUAGCAUUAUCAUUGCUCUGGAUAAUUGUAAUCUCAAAACAUGUAAAUCAUUCUGUUAUUUCAGAAAACUGGGUGGACUUCUAUCUUCAUAUUGCAAAAGACUUUUAUGAAAACUAUAAAUAUUGUCAUUGUAAAAAACUUUUUAGACUCUAACAAAAAUAGCUGCUGUGUGGUGUAUCAUUGCAAGGUCUUUGUUUAGGAAUUUAGUUUCAGCUCUUCACUUCCUAACUUACCAUUUUAAAAUGUAUUAAAUCUAAGAGCAGCACAACUGUUAAAUUGUAAUGCAAUGGCAACCUACAAUAGCAAUGUUACUUUUAGAUGCACUAUUUUUAUGCAAAAUUGUACGCUUGAUCCUGCGAACUGCUUGUACUUCACCAAUGCCAUCACUUUUCCUCCUUGCCCUAAACAGCAUCUGAAAAUAUUCCAUGCAUGCUUUUUAAAAAUAAAUAAGUGAAAAAAAAACCAAUAUAAGUUCAGUCAGCUAUUGUAGGAAAAGGCUUACAGUAUCUCUUUGUCUUUAGAAAACGAUAAACAUUCAUUAAUUGUGUCUACCUUAGAAUUUCCUAUAAUGCUGACUUUGAAUCUCUGUUUUAAGGAUAGAAGUGAGGUUUUUCAUUUAAAGGAUUUUUCAUAAACCACAGCUUAAUUUAGAUUUUCAGGUGCUUUCUGUGUCUUCACUGUAGUUUUGUAGUUGACUGUGGUGUUAAUUUAAAAGAAAUAAAUAGAAUAUAGCAUCAAGUCUGUCUGGGAUUGCACGAUUUGGUCUGUGUAUAUUGUAAUUAAAUGGAUAGUAUAUCCUAUGGCAUGUAGUGUCAAACAUAGCCCAUAGAUACGAGGUUUAUUUUUUUAAAGUCUUUAAAAAUAGAAGGAAAAAGGUGACAGAAAGCAGGGUUAAAGCAUACUGUUUUGUGAAUGUUUUCUUUCGUUUGCUCAGAUCUUCACAUUAUCUUGUGAUUAGACAGCAUCUCCGCAGAAGAAGUUCUUUAAUAAUCAUUUGUGCCUGAUGUGUCACAGUAAAAUAGAAAUUGAAACUGAAUGUCAUAAUUCAACUAUUAUUGAUAAAACAGCAUUAUGACCUAUAAUACAAAGACUAUAUCAUAUUCCUUAAGAAAAAGCAGGCUAACUAUGUGAAAGGAAUGAAUUCAGAGGAAGCAUUUUUGCCAUUAACGCAGGCCUUAAUGAUCAGUGAUAGAAUUAAGUAACGUCCAGACUACCUGCCGGAUGGGUGGGUAGCGAUCGAUCUAUCGGGGAUUGAUAUAUGUCGUGUCUUGUCUAGACACGAUAUAUUGAUCCCUGAAGACACUCCCGUCGACUCCAUCAGAGUAAGCAGUGCAAGCGGAGUCAAUGGGGGAGCCGCGGCCAUCGAUCCCGUGCCAUGAGGAUGGGAGGUAAGUCGAAAUAAGAUAAAUUGACUUCAGCUACGCUAUUCCUGUAGCUGAAGUUGUGAAUCUUACAUCGACCCCCCACCCCCAGUGUAGACCAGGCCUAACAUCAUAAACUACGUAUUGUAGUACAUCCCAUAUAGAAGAGAGCCAAGUAGAUGUUCUAAGACUAACAGAGCUUGAACCCAUGCUGCCUGUUAUGCCUUUUUGCUUAAUUGGCUGCAUCAAAUUUUAAAAAAAUAAAACUUUUUACAAUUUUUGACAACUCCCACUCACCAGUACAAAUCAAUGUAAUUAUCCCAUUAACAUGCUGCUGACAUUAUUCAUUGGAGUGGUCAGGAAUAGUGUACAAGGAAGCAAUUGUUAAAAAUGUUUGAAGCAUUUUGGAUACACUGCAAGACCAUUUAUUUAUCAGUACAAUGUCCCUUAUUUUAUUUGAAUACUUAUAAUGAAUUAGAUCCAAUUUAUUAAGAUCAUAUUCUGAUCCUUGACACUAUUUAAGGUUUACAUUUAAUAGGUAUAAUGGGGUUGGUAGUGAAAUAUUUUUAUAUAUAUAUUAUUUUAUUUUAAGCACUAUGAAGAAACAUUAACUCACAUGGUCUUUCGGUGAAACCAUAAAAAAUCUUUUUAAUGACUUUGUAAUAGAGUGGACAAAAUCUAGGAUUUGUAUGUUAAUUCAAUAAAAAUGGUACAGGGUAUUCAAUUAUAUACAUUAUAUAUAUAUAUAUGUAUGAAUGUAUAUAUACUUAGGUUAAGAAACAAAUGACUCACAUUCCUGUAAUAUAAAUGUUCAUUGCUAGUUCCAGAAUUGACCGAUUUUCUCUGUACAUAAAUAAGCCCAUAUGUAUGGAAUCUCACAUCUGUACAGGACGAAAUGUAUUAAUGAAAAGGUUGGAUCUUACUGCUGCUGGGAAGACAAGAGUUUAACUGAUUCUUACAAUGACUGUAUGAUCAGGGACGAGUUAGAUUUUUUUCUUUUGUCUUUGCUCAA